Messenger RNA from Belonocnema kinseyi, 510 nucleotides. Its product is annotated as immediate early response 3-interacting protein 1. The transcript is spliced from 3 exons. The record is from RefSeq and is a predicted model, not a curated record. Bases 97 to 345 code for a protein of 82 amino acids. Lineage: Eukaryota; Metazoa; Arthropoda; Insecta; Hymenoptera; Cynipidae. Gene Ontology annotation, biological process: endoplasmic reticulum to Golgi vesicle-mediated transport. Gene Ontology annotation, cellular component: Golgi membrane; endoplasmic reticulum membrane; COPII-coated ER to Golgi transport vesicle.
UAAACAACCCCCCUUAUCCCCUUCCAUAAAAACAUUUGCGUGUCGUUCCGAAGAACGGGAAAUUAAAAAUAAAAGGUGUUAUUUUUUGAGAAAAAAAUGGCUUUUACAUUAUGGACACUUUUUGAGGCUUCGCUUUUGUGCCUAAAUGCUAUCUGUGUUUUGCACGAAGAAAGGUUUCUUUUGAAAAUCGGGUGGGGAGCGCAACAAAAUAUUCAAGGAUUUGGUGAAGCUCCCACUAUAAAAUCCCAAAUGUUGAAUCUUGUGCGAUCAAUUAGAACAGUGGCAAGGUUUCCACUAAUAUUUCUCAAUAUAUUGACUAUAAUCGUCAAAAUGGUACUCGGAUGAAGACGAAAAUUAUUGAAAAUGCAUUCCAGCGACGCACUGUACAUAAUAUGAAUGGCUGCGAAUAUAAAAUUUAUACUACAAUGUAAAUUAAGCAUGCAAAUCUUUAUAUAUUUAUUCUGCCAACCUAACUAAAGUGAGGUAAAUAAACAGAUUUUUUUACCCAAA